Funneliformis mosseae is the source of this 888-nucleotide messenger RNA. Lineage: Eukaryota; Fungi; Glomeromycota; Glomeromycetes; Glomerales; Glomeraceae. The record is from the annotation of a GenBank genome assembly.
AUGAAACCAUAUUCUCCAAGAAAAAAAAAGCUUAAAUUCGAAUUUUCAGAAAUACAAAUGGCUACAACAACUUCAUUAACUCCUUCGGUUCCAAAUCAUCAUAUUCCUGUAGCUGUUACAAUUCCUCCUGAAAUCUUUAUUAAAAUAUGUGAACAUCUACCACCGUCAGACCUUUUGGUAUUAACAGGUGUUUGUAGAAGAUUUCGAGGAUUUUUAUGUUCUCCAGAAUCCUCUAUUACACAAGAUAUUUGGCGAACUUCUCGAGUUAAUUUUCUUCCAAGUCUUCAAUUACCACCACCUGAUGGAAUGUACGAAGAAGAAUAUAUUCGAUUUGGAAAAUUGUUAACCAACUGUCAAUAUUGUUUAACCAAAAAAACCGUAAAGGUUUAUUGGCAAUUUCGUGUAAGAUGUUGUCAAGAAUGUUUGUCGAAAAACACCACUCCGAUUGUUUUUAGCAAAACUUAUGAGUGGAUGAACGACAGCGUUCUUAGCGGAUUGGCGUAUGUACGCCAUAAUAACCAAGUUCUUUUCUGGUAUCCUGAUGUUAAAUCAUCAUACAAAGAAUUUGAGGCGAUCAGUGGCAAUAAAUAUUUGGAGUGGGUCGAAAAAAGAAAAGAAAGUCGUAUUAAGAUUAUGGAUGAUGCAUCUCAACGUGAUCAUGCAGCUGCUUCUGCUGAAGAAGAAAAAAAUAAACAAAAUGGUGCUGCAGCUGACACUACACAAAGUAUUGCAGCAUCUGUCGGUGCGUUAGAUGUUGAUCCUAGACAAUAUGCUCUUUCCCAAAUUCGUAUUACUGGAACGAGAUCAAGCGUUUCUUCGGCCGUUUCGGCUUUGCAGCAUUUUCCGCAUAUUGAUACUCUCGAUAUUAUGAUCAUGGAUUCCCCUUAA